UUACGCGUCGGUCAGCCACGGAUGUUUGCAGCACUCAAAUGUGAAUUCGGUUUGCAGCAAAAAACGCCUCGUCGCCUACUCGUCAAUGGAACAUUAAUACAACACGCGGAACGCAAUGAAGCCAUUCACAAACUACAAUUACAACUUCUCACCGGGUGGCCAAAGUUCAAUUGCCAGGAUUCCCAUGCGUCGUCGUGUCCACCUGCCUCGCAAGUCCAUCGACUCGUAAUCAUAAUCAUAACAACUCCGAGUUCAACACAGCACCAGAAACAGAAAUCAAAGCAGGAAGCAGAAGCAGCUCUAUGCAAUGGCUUCCAGCAGUAGCAGCAGCAGCAACAGCAACAGCAGCAGCAACAACAAUUUCCGCAGCAAAAGUCACAACCUAACACAUGUGCCGCAAUGCCGCCUGAGAACCGGCAAUGGCUCAACGACCACGACUUUGGAUGCAAGUUGUGAGCGAGGCCAGAAGGAAUGCUACUAUUAUCAACCACCUACCUCCCAGCACCAGCAUCAGCUUCAGUUACAGGAACAGCAGCAGCAACAGCAGCAGCCUCUGCAACAGCAACAACAGCAACAGAAACAACAACAACCACAUCGACAUCAGUGUUGGCCAAGUUUGCAGUUUGGCCGAUGGCUGAGCGCAAUGACCGCCUAUCGAUUGCUGACAAUCAGCCUCCUAAUUGGAAUUCUGUGUCUACAUCACGUUCACGGUGUGGAUCCCAAAUUCGACCCAUCCACGCGCAUGCGGCUCGUACUUGUGCCGGCAGACGCACAGGUCGGCUCUGUAAUCUAUAGAUUGCGUGCAACUGACGAGGAGUUCGACUAUCCACUGACCUUUGAGUUUAUGGGCGAUGCAUCGUCAUCCACCGUCAAGGUGGAAUCGCUUCCAUGCACCAAGUACAAUUCGGUCUGUCAGGCAAAUGUUGUGCUCCAGCGUCGCCUCGAGCCCGGCCGCUACUAUGACUUCCAGGUCUCAGUGAAGGACACAAAUGGUGGCAUAGCCACGCAAUUGUGUUCAAUUACGGCAACCAAUUUCACAACACCCCAUGACCUCAUCUUUCCACACAAGCCUGGCAUCAUUAUGAUACCCGAGGAUGCAAAGCGAGGCACCGAACUCGACUAUGUAAUCGCACGCAAGAAUCCGCUUUAUCAAAAACCAGUCUACCUCGAGCUAUGGGGUUCUCCUUUAUUUGCCAUAAGACAAAAGAUCAUAUCGGCGGAGACGACAGAAGGCACUGUGUUCCUCUUGGGUCCUUUGGAUUUUGAGAAACAAGCCAUGUACCACAUAACAAUACUGGCUAAUGAUGCAUAUGCCGAACCUGGACAGGAUGGCCGCAAUAUUGCUGGCAUGGAAAUUGUUGUCAUUGUCCAAGAUGUACAAGAUCAACCGCCGGUCUUCACACUGGCCCCACCGGUUACAAAGCUGCCACCCGGUAUACUGCCCGGCGACAAAAUAUUGCAAGUUCAUGCAGAGGAUGGCGACAAGGGCAAUCCGCGGGAGGUGCGUUAUGGCCUGGUAUCGGAGAACAAUCCGUUUACGUCUUUUUUCGAUAUCAACGAUACGAGUGGUGAGAUUUUUCUGAUGCGACCACUCGAAGAUAUUGCGGCCAUAACGCAUGUGGGCGAUCCCGUCCUGCUCACCGUAAUUGCGGAAGAAGUUAAGGUUGGUCGUGACGAACCUCCAGCGAUGGCAUCCACAGUGCAAUUGGCGUUCUUUCUGCCGGAACGUACCAAUUCGCCGCCUUACUUCGAGAACGAUCACUACGUCUCGAGGGUGGACGAGAAUGCACCUCAGGGCACAGCGCUGACGUUCAUCGAUCCAUAUGUGCCGCGAGUGUAUGACGAUGAUACCGGCAAAAAUGGCGUCUUCUCGCUGACACUGCUCAACAAUAAUGGCACAUUCGAGAUUACCCCCAAUGUGGCGGAACGCAGUGCCUCGUUCCUCAUACGAGUGCGCGACAACUCGUGGCUGGACUACGAGCAGCGGCAUUCGGUGCAGUUCAAUGUGCUAGCCCAGGAGCUGGGACCCGCAACGAACCUGUCGGCCAUCGUCAAUGUCACCGUCUACAUCAACGAUGUGAAUGACAACACACCGGUGUUCGAUCAGCCAGCCUAUACGGUCGAUUUGCCCGAGAACAUGACGGUGGGCACAAAGGUGGUUCAGGUGCAUGCCAGUGACUUGGAUUCGGGUCUGGGUGGCAAAGUGCGUUACACUGCCAUCUUGGGUUACCUGAACACCUCGCUGAAUCUAAAUGCCGAGGACGGCAGCAUCACGGUGUCGACAAACAGUCACGGCUUCGAUCGCGAAGUAAUGCCCGAAUAUCAUUUGUAUGUGGAGGCCCGGGACAUGGAUGGCAAUGGGAAUCGCGCUCAAGUGCCGCUCAUUAUCAAGCUAAUUGAUGUGAAUGAUGAGGUGCCUGUUUUCGAUAAGGAUCUGUAUGAGUUUAUACUGGCCACCGAUCUGCAGAGCUUCACAACGAAUGCAUUUAUUCAUGCCACCGACAAGGAUGCCACAGCUCCCAACAAUGUGGUGCGCUACGAGAUCAUCAAUGGCAACUACGAGAACAAUUUCGUGUUGGACAAAGUGUCAGGCGAGUUGACAGUGCGCGAGAAGAUCAAGCUGCGUUCCAAGAAGCAAGUUAGCCAGCGCAGAAGACGCGCUGUAGCCGAGGGCGAAGACGAUCUCUUCAUACUGACGGCGAGAGCUUAUGAUCUGGGCGUUCCUGUACGAUUCUCCACCACCAUGAUACGCAUUUAUCCGCCAGAGAGUCGUAAGCGCACAGUGACCUUUGUAGUACCCGGACACAAUCCAGACAAACGCAAAACUGAGGAAACACUUUCGGCCAUAACGGGAGGCAAAGUGUUCAUACACGACAUGCGUCCACUCACUUCGGAGGAAGCUGGUGCUAAGGACAUACCCAAUGGCAAUCCUAAUGUCAAGGAACGCAGCGUAGUCACAGCAACUGUGCUGUACGACAGCUCCUCGGUGGUGGAUAUCUCACAGAUUCAACAGCGUUUGUCGCAGCACAAUAAUUCCUAUGCCAUCAUGCCACAGGAUACGGCAGAGACAGAUAGUCUCACUCCCUUGCAGACGCAGUAUAAGGCCGAGAAUAAAGUGCUCUUUUGGCUGCUCAUACUAUUGGCCACAUUGGUUGCUCUAACGAUUCUGAUCCUGCUGCUGUGCUGCAUCUGUUCGUGGUGUCCACUGUAUGGUGCAACAACCAAAAGAAUAGUUAAUAUCAGUAAAACUGAAGACGAUGUACAUCUAGUGCAUAGGGAAAUGGCAAAUGGAAAACAUACAAAAUCUGUUCAGGUCGCAGAGUGGAUGGGAAGAAGAGAGGCAUGGUCAGCGGAGAAGCCAUCCGAUACACGAACGAAGCCCACACGCUGGGAGUUCCGGGAUGGCCGUGAACAGUCUGACGAAAACCUAGAAAUGCAGCACGCUGGUAUCGAUAACGAUAACACGCGCACCCAAUCAGCCGAAUACCAGCAACGACGCGUUCGCAUCAAAAACAACCGCACAGCCAAAGAAGAGCCUCAUCAUAGUUUCCAUAACUCUAGAACUAAUUUAAUCAACGAUCGUGACGUGUACAUUGAAGAUGUAUUAGAUGAUCAGCACCUAGCUGAGAUCAAAGAGAACUUUACCCGCGGCAAGGGCCAACGAAAUUUGGACCACACUCGCAUGAAGAAUUACGAUACGGAAACUCGACAAAUCGACGAUGAUUCGAUGCGUAGACAUGAAAUUGAGCGUGGCAGUGACAUCGAUCUAAAUACUGCACACAAUAGUCUCAAGAAUAAGCGAGAGCUGUUCAUUAAGGAUGGAAAUGUGGAGAUAUUGCAGCUAAUGACCAGGGACAAGACGCAAAAUGGCGCAGGUGGCAUGGACGAGGAUAACAUCUAUGUGAAUAUCCCGAUGAAAACGUCCACGGAUCUCACACAUCCACAACUGUUGAUGGUCGACAACACGGGCAAGGAGAUACUCAUGCGACGUUUCAUUGAGGAACAACCAGAUGGCAAGCAAAUCAUUCGCGAACAUUAUCACAUUGUGCCAGGGGCCACAUACAUUCAAUCUAUGCCAAAUGAGAUCCAACAGGGCUCAACACUCAAAGGCGAUACGUUUCCCUUUGGCAAAUCGGGACCAAAUAGCAUAGUCUACUCGCAAACGGAACCUGAGGUGAAAGUCAUACACACACAAUCCGUGCAAGCAGCGGAAGGGGCACAACUUCAGCCUGCUAUAUCGAAUCAAUCACUAACCCAGGAGCUGGAGAAUUCGUUGAAGCAACAGAAUGCACUCUUGCGACAGAUACUGAUGGAGAAGGAGCUGCUGGAGACGAGGUACACCCAGCAUGAGCUAGUUUUAGAAACACAAAGUCUUCCAGGUCAAUCGAUGGCCAUUGGCACACAGACGGACUGCGAUGCCGGCACUCAAACGGAGCCAGCUGAGAGCUACGUGGAAAGGACCUCCGUGAGCUCACAGGCACAAGUGGGAACUUCGACACGACGACGUGCGCGCAGUGAGAACGAUGACUCCAUGUCCGAGGAUGAGUACAGAUAUGUGCGGUUUAGUCCGCCAAACAGUCCGGAGGGCGUCUAUUGGAUCAAGCGACGGCGUCCCAAGAAACGUUCUCGACUACGAGAGGGCACACGACCGGGAAAGCGCAUUGUUAUGGUUGAGGAUGUGAAGCGAAAGAUCAGAACGCCGAUUAAGGAGGAGGAGGAGGUCUAUGAGAAAAAGCGUGUUCCACCUAAGAAACCCUUAAGGGAGACUAAGACAAGCAUUCUGCGCAAACAGCUGAGCGAUGAGAGCCGCAAAAACGAAAGCAUCUCACACAAGGAACCACAUAUUGUAAAUCACAGACACAAGUCCGAAGCACUGAGUCGGGAAGUACUCAUGGAAAUCUCGGAUUCUUUAGAUGAUGCUGGAAGUCCGAGACGGCAUAGAUCGCGUAGCAUUCCAGUGCAAGAGUACUACAACAACUCUGAUGGAGAAGUCGACGAGAAUGGGACUGAAUACUCCAUUGACUCGGACGAAGAUGAGAUUGUGAUUAGAACAAAUGGCCACACAACAGGUUAUCCACUUGAGCGAGCAGAGGCGUAUGCUAGAAAGGUAAGAGAUGCAGAAAGAGAAGCUGAGCUGCAUCAGAAGCACAGUACAUCCCACCAAACUAAGCAGAGCAGCAGAAGAUCUCCGUCAGAGACACGCCACGAAAUAGAGCCGGAAAUCAAGCCAAGACUGUCACGUCGAGACAGCUCGCGCCGUAGCCAAGAGUCACGAAAGCAAACAUCCUCAGAGCCACCACACAGUCGUUUGUCCAUAUCGAAAUACGAAAGCGCCGUCGAAGAUAAUGGCAGAAAUGGUCACCCAGCUGAGUUGUCCGGCUCGAAGCGUCGCUCCUCCAAUGAACGGUAUUAUCAGAGCGAAACGGAGUUGGCUGCACACGAAGAACCGAGCUCAGGCAAAGUACCCAAGUAUAUGGAAUGGUAUUAUGGUAAAAAGAAACCUUCCAACAGUGGUCGCACCUCGACAGAGUCAUCCAAGUCGCAGCUAUCGUCCAAGAAGAAAGUCAAUGGUGUUGAGAAGCGUGUGUCGAAACCACGAGCAAAUGCCAAGACCGAAGAUCCGUCGCCAUAUGAGGAAGCGGGUAAAUUCAAGCCGGAGCCAGCACCUCGAAGAUCUCCACCCAAGGGAAGUCGUAUGCUUAAGGAGGAUCGAGCCUUGAACAAACAGCAUAAGCCCAAAAUUGAGACUGACACCAAUCAUCCGCUGUUGCAGCACUCUGAGCAUCGCUUCGAGCGUGAGAAUGCGCCAGAAGUGCCAGCGCCACCCACAAAAUUGCCACACUAUAUGUAUCCGGAGACCCCAACGUAUGCGGAUAAGGAUCAUUCAUCGCAGAGACAGAAGCCGAAGCCAUCGCCCAUCAAGGAGAACGAAAUCAAAGUGACCAAAUCGAGAAUCAAUCUAAAUGUCGACGAUCAUCAUGGAGGUGGAGGAGCAAGUCAUGCCACAUCGCACGUCCAAAAGCAAUUGAAUGCAUCCACACUUGAGGAUGAUCACGAUUCGGGCAUUGCAAUGAAUUCGCUUAUGAAUAGUAUGGGACGUCGCAAUCCAAUUGCCGAAAAGAAAAGCGUUUUCUCGAUUGCCUACGACGAUGUCAGUCGCGUGAAAAAGAUCACUUCAGGUGGAGAGUCCCCCCAGUAUUCAUAAUGCUAUCAAGGAUUCUCGAGCAUUUUGAAUUAACCAAUAUAUGUGAUAGCCUCUAAGGCUCGUUUAACCUUCAAGCAAUACAAUUCGUUAUACGAUUACAUUUGCUAUCUAAAUACAAAUAAAUACAUACGCUUUAGAUAACGGUAUGACAUGAUCCUGUUGAGGUCCUUGCAAUUAGUUUUCAUGCACCGAAUACAUCUUGAGAUGUCUUCACGAUUGUCAAAUAUUGUAGUUUUUAUCAGUUAUGGUAUAGUAACGAAAAAGGGUUUUAACCCAGCAAAUUUAUACAAAAAAAAUAUUAAAUAUAUUCAAUUAUAGUUGGUGUAUGCUGAGUAUUAUUUCUCAUUGUAAAUAUUCCAUCUGUUAAUCUUCUAUUCAUUCUGUCCAUCCAAGUUCAUUUUUAUCAACCUACCAAAAAUGAUUCUUUAAUUCUGAGGUCUAUAUCCACUUGAUUCCUAUAUAUGUUUAUAAGUAUGUAUUGUUAUGCCCAGGAUUUAACCUAGCCAAAACUCAUUUUUAAUUACAUUUUAAUAAGUUAAUUCUCUCUUUCUAGAUCGAUUAUAAAUAUCAUUUUAAACCUAAUUUGCAAAUACAAAAUAACUAAGGCAAUCAAACAAUCAAAUAGUAUUCAAGCGCAAAAUAAUAAUUUUAAAUGAUUAGACUUUAGAAUUAUGAACAAGUUUCGAUCAGAUUUUGUUUAUCUUAACCGAAUACUAUAUAGAUAAAUCACCAGUUACCUUAACGUUAGUCAUUCUAUAUGCUAUUCCUAUUACAAUGUUUAUUGUUUGAAAGUCUAGAAUCUUUUCCGCUUUAGUUUCCGCUCAUACAUUAAUGUAAACACUAUACAUACAUACAUACAUACAUGUUUAAAUAAUAACUGCCAUAUUGACGUUAAAUCAUCUACAAGAUAUUAACAAUCUGACGAUGCACUUGUAUAUAAAGAAUAGAUCGUAAAAUAUAAUUAUUGGAACAAUAUUCUUGCCUCUAAUGUUAAUGUAAAUAUGUAUCUAUUGAUAAGCAUUGUCUAACAAAAGCACCUGAUUUAUGAUAGCAAAAUGUAUGUGUUGGAUAAAUCAGUUAAAAUAUAUUAAUGUUUAACUACGAUUAAUGAAGAAUAUGUUAGAGUUAAAACCAAUAUCAUGUGUAACGUUUUUAUAUCUGAUUAUUAAAUAAACUAUACAAAUAAAAAUAACUACAAAA
This is a messenger RNA of Drosophila sulfurigaster albostrigata, 7405 nucleotides long. It is a transcript of the gene Cad86C, whose product is annotated as cadherin-86C. Gene Ontology annotation, molecular function: calcium ion binding. The record is from RefSeq and is a predicted model, not a curated record. NCBI's taxonomy places the organism in Eukaryota, Metazoa, Arthropoda, Insecta, Diptera, Drosophilidae. Gene Ontology annotation, biological process: homophilic cell-cell adhesion. Gene Ontology annotation, cellular component: plasma membrane.